AUGUGUCACUGUUUGAGAAAAAAGCCAGAAAAAGCCAGGUCUGGUCUUCAUAAUUUUUUUCGGAUUGGGUAUCGCGUCGAGAAAGAGUUUUUUCGUGUUGGGUUGGGUUUCGGAUUGUGUCAGUUAAAAGGUGUCAGUUGUCAGUUUCUAGUAACCCGUGACUUCCCGAAUUUGUAUAUAUUGGCGUUCGAAUUAAAUGUCAGUCCAGAUUCAAUUUGGCUAACCAAUUUCAAUUAAUUUCCCAAAGAUACAUUAUUUAUAAUUUUCAAAGUUAGAGUCGUGGCAGUAUUUUCUUUUGUGUUUUCUUUAAAGCCUUCAUAUAAAUUUAUUGAUAGUUGUGGCAAUUGUGGCAAAUUAUUUAAAAAAAGCAAA
Messenger RNA from Meloidogyne enterolobii, 372 nucleotides. The record is from the annotation of a GenBank genome assembly. Lineage: Eukaryota; Metazoa; Nematoda; Chromadorea; Rhabditida; Meloidogynidae.